AUGACACCGGUCAACACCACAGCAACGUUGUGGUUGAAAAUCACCUACAUCUCCAUGGAGGUUAUCAUCGGGCUCUGCGCUGUCGUGGGCAACAUGCUGGUCAUCUGGGUGGUCAAGCUGAACCCCAGUCUGAGGACCACCACCUUCUAUUUCAUAGUCUCCCUAGCACUGGCUGACAUUGCCGUUGGGAUACUGGUCAUGCCUUUGGCUAUUGCUGUCAGCUUAGAAGUGAGGAUGCACUUCUAUACCUGCCUUUUCAUGGCCUGCGUGAUUCUGUUCUUCACCCACGCCUCCAUUAUGUCCUUGCUGGCCAUCGCUGUAGACCGUUACCUGCGGGUCAAGCUGACAGUCAGAUACAGGGCGGUCACCACUCAAAGAAGAAUAUGGCUCUCCCUGGGCCUUUGCUGGGUAGUAUCUUUCCUGGUGGGACUGACCCCCAUGUUUGGCUGGAAUAAAAAAGUGAUCUCAGGGCUCGCCCCAAAUAUCACCACCCUUUCGUGCCAUUUCCGUUCGGUCGUGUCUUUGGACUACAUGGUCUUCUUCAGCUUCAUCACCUGGAUCCUCAUCCCUCUCCUUGUCAUGUGCGUCAUCUAUCUGGACAUCUUCUACAUCCUCCGUAAGAAACUCAGCCAGAACUUAUCUGGCUUUCGAGAGACACGUGCAUUCUACGGGCGGGAGUUCAAGACAGCCAAAUCCCUGUUCCUGGUUCUCUUCUUGUUUGCUUUGUGCUGGCUGCCGUUGUCCAUCAUCAACUUUGUUUCCUACUUUAAAGUUAAUAUACCAGAGGUCGCAAGGUGCCUGGGGAUCUUGUUGUCCCACGCGAACUCAAUGAUGAACCCUAUUGUCUACGCUUGUAAAAUAAAAAAGUUCAAGGAAACCUACCUUGUGAUUAUCAAAGCUUUUAGGGUCUGUCAGAGCUCAGUUUCCUUGGAUUCCAACUCUGAACAGACUACUGACACAUCUGAAGUUUGCUUCCUUCUCACCAUGGAGCUUGUCAUGUUCUCCUUGGCCCUCUUUUCAGACACCAUGGUCAUGGAUGAAAAGGUGAAGACAGGUAUUGAACUGGACACAGUUUCUGCUAACUGUAGCUAUGAUGCCCACUACAAGAACCACACCAAGUACUGGUGCCGAGGCUAUUUCAGGGACUCGUGCAAUGUUAUCGCCUUUACCCCUAACAGCACCAACCGUGUGGCCCCGAAGGACACAGGCAGCCAACUCAUCAUCACUGUGUCCUACCUGGUCAAGGAGGACACAGACUGGUACUGGUGUGGCAUCCAACGGGAUUUUGCCAGAGAUGUCAUGGAUUUUACACAGCUGAUUGUAACUGACAGCAGAGAUGGCCGGGCCAGUGUUUUUCCACCUGACCCUCCAGGGAACAGGACCCGGAGCUGUAGGACUUCUAAAACUAUCCUAAAGGCGGAGGACUCCAAACUGUCCCUUCUGAUCUUUUGCAUAAUGAUUAUUCAUUUGCAAAUUCAUCUUUAUAAUCAGUGUUUGUCCAAGGGAAGGAGAAGCCAGAGGAAUGAGGGGAUAGAUACUGGUAAAAGCAUCACUAGAAGCCCUCAGCCAAACCAAGUUCCUUCUGUGAUCUCCAUACCCUUGGAAACACGAGGCAAGAAUGAGGCAUCGUCAUCUGCGGGAGCCAGCAGAGUGGCAUCAUUGGUGCAGGAUUACCGCUACCCCACGUGCUUCCUUGCAACCUGCAACCCUCUCCUCAUGCGGUGUCCCCCCGGCUGCUUCAUCGUGGCCUUCACCGCCCUCCUGCGGGGGAAAGUGCACAUUCAUGUGUGCGCUUGUACACGUGGAGGCUGGAGGAUUACCUUAGAUGUCAUUCUUCUGGAGCUGCCCACCUUGUAA
This is a messenger RNA of Microtus oregoni (creeping vole), 1857 nucleotides long. Its product is annotated as adenosine receptor A3-like. The transcript has 8 exons. Gene Ontology annotation, molecular function: G protein-coupled adenosine receptor activity. The record is from RefSeq and is a predicted model, not a curated record. Gene Ontology annotation, biological process: G protein-coupled adenosine receptor signaling pathway. The coding region runs from base 1 to 1857 and encodes 618 amino acids. Lineage: Eukaryota; Metazoa; Chordata; Mammalia; Rodentia; Cricetidae. Gene Ontology annotation, cellular component: membrane; synapse; dendrite.